AUGUCAGAAGAAGCAGAAGUGAGCAACAGCAACACACCCGCGUUCGACGCCAAGUCGCCCGUGCAAGAGGCAUCGCGCAUCGCCCUCCAAGGCGCCGCCGUCGGCCUCGUCCUCAGCUCCGUCCAAAAUGCCCUGGGCACACAUUCUCAUGGCGCGAUGGGUGUGGUGACGAGAACUGGGGGUACCAUUGGCUUCUUUGCUGCUAUGGGAGCUGCUUUCAAAUUCACAGAAACUUACGUCGCCAAUGAGCGACAGAAGAACGAUGCGCUGAACGGAGCUGCUGGUGGCUGCGCCGCUGGCUUCCUUGCUGGUCUACGUUCCCGCUCACUUCCAAUGGCACUCGGCGGUUGUGCCUUCCUUGGUCUCGCAAUUGGAGGCUUCGAUUACACAGGACAAUUGACUGGAUCAACAGAAACAAAGGACGAGAGAAGAAAGAGGUUCUUCAAAUCCCCACCACCACCACUCGUAGAAGUCCCAUCAGAGUAA
Molecule: messenger RNA, 486 nt
Organism: Psilocybe cubensis
Lineage: Eukaryota; Fungi; Basidiomycota; Agaricomycetes; Agaricales; Agrocybaceae
Exons: 3
Coding region: 1-486 (161 amino acids)
Biological process (GO): mitochondrial respiratory chain complex I assembly
Source: RefSeq, a predicted model, not a curated record